AUGGCUUUCAUGUUGGGCAAGCCUCUGGUCUUUCUCGACAGUUUCCAAUUCAUGAGUUCCAGUCUAGAAAAACUGGCUGCCAAUCUUCCUGAGGAUGCUUUCAAAUACACAUCCGGUGUAUUCAAAGAUGAGCAGUUGAGACUGGUGAAACAGAAAGGGGUCUACCCAUAUGAUUAUAUGGACAGCGUUGAUAGAUUCAAUGACAAACAACUACCAUCAAAAGAUAUUUUCUAUAGCAUGCUGACUGAAGAAAAUAUAUCCAAUGAUCAAUAUCAACAUGCUCAGAAUGUUUGGAAUACUUUCCAUCUCAGAAAUAUUACGAUCUUACAGACCUAA
Messenger RNA from Porites lobata, 336 nucleotides. Lineage: Eukaryota; Metazoa; Cnidaria; Anthozoa; Scleractinia; Poritidae. The record is from the annotation of a GenBank genome assembly.